Molecule: messenger RNA, 213 nt
Organism: Prorocentrum cordatum
Lineage: Eukaryota; Dinophyceae; Prorocentrales; Prorocentraceae
Source: the annotation of a GenBank genome assembly
GUCACCCGCGUCCUCACGGCCGACCACGAGGUGCGCCUCUCCAACCUCAUGCUGCGCACCCCGGACCAGCGUCUUCUCGUGCAGAACCUGGACCUCAAGCUCGGGGGCGACGAAGGACCCGCCCGGCUGGCCAUCGUGGGGCCCUCCGGCGCGGGCAAGAGCAGCCUGCUGCGCACGCUGUCGGGCCUCUGGGGCGGCGAGAGCUCCGGCAAG